Molecule: messenger RNA, 4033 nt
Organism: Dimorphilus gyrociliatus
Lineage: Eukaryota; Metazoa; Annelida; Polychaeta; Dinophilidae
Source: the annotation of a GenBank genome assembly
UCUUUAUAUUCAUAUAAAUAACUUGUGUAUUAUAUAUAUAUUUAAAAAAAAAUUUUGGUUCAUUUCAUUAUAGCACCACUCUCGAGAAAUCUCACUGUACAAAAUAAAAAACAAAAAAGAACAAGAAGCAAGUUGUAGAGUUGUUUGUUUUAAAUUAACAUUUACAAAGUUAUGGAACAUUUGUAAAAAUUUUGAAAGGAAAAAAAAGGCACUUGUUGAUUCUUUGAUAUAUAAAAAAUACGAAGGCGAUUGUGUAAUAUCGCCCAAGAAACAAAACGUUCGCAGGGAGACCACUGGACCAUAAAACGGCGGAAUGGAGGAGCGAAAAUAAAACAACUUUUACUCGCACAUAUUAUAUAUCAGGCGAGCGUUUGUUUAUUCUAUUUGUCAGAUGCGCUUGUUGAUAUUGUGCGCACGCAUUCCUUAGGGAGACCGCUUAACUCUAUAGUAGUUAUCAAAAGUCCUGGACCCGCCUCUUGGUCCGAGACGGUGAACAGCGGCUGGAGGUGACGAGUUUGACGAGGAGGAUGGUAAUGGCGACGAGGUGAAUAACGGACGGUUCGUUGUUGCCUCUGAAGAACUAUAGCUGAACUUUCUUCUCGUUUCUUUCUCCGAAGAAAUGUCGACUUCAGCACGUUCUUUAACGGAGGUAUUGCCACUGCUAUCCACUAAACAAACAUUCCGCCUUAAAGAUGGUGGAAACUCGCCCGUAUCUGCGGGGGGUUUUAUUCUAAAGGGUCUGGAGUAAAUGGGUUGUUGAUCAGAAUUAUGAUUUGAACCAUUCCUGCUGGGUGGUAAAAUAUUGAUAUCUACAUUAUCCGCACUUUGAUAAUGAGUAAUUGGGUCGUAGAAAAACGGUGAUGGUGAUCUUCUAACUGUUGACGGUUUAAAAAACCGAUUUCGCCCAAGUUUUCUUUUAUAACGUUUCUUUUGGCGGCUAAGACGGAUGAGAAGGGUUAAGAGGAGAACUAUGAUGGCAGCAAAUAAAGCAAGGAUAACGUAAAGGAUUAACCUUUCUUUAUUGUCUGUUGAGUUGAAAAAUGAGAAAAUAAUUAGUAACUUUUUAAGUCCUAUUCAGUUCUUUUAUCUACUUUCUACUUACCUCCAACGGUUACGUAAUUGGAGAACUCUCGUACGUCGGAGAGCAUUUUAAUUAAAUUCGGGCGUUAGUAGGUGUAUACCUUUUUUAAGCGUGUGUAUGUGUACCGUGUCUGAGUCUGUGUCUGUGUGUGAGUGUGUGUGUAUGUGGGUGUGUGUAUAUAUAUAUAUACAUAUGAGUGAGUGAGCGUGAGCACACUUGCAUGCCCUAAUGAAUAUUCAUGUAUAAAAGUAUAUACGUUUAUAUGCGUAUGCACGUGAACUUUAGUGGUCCGUCUAUCUCAAAAUAUAUAGCAACAAUGGCGCUCUAUGUCUUGUUUACUCACCUUCCAAAAAUCGCACAGUAUCUAACCAAUCGGCCACAAAUCCCAUGUACGGAUGCAAUGUGGAAUUUGCCAUAAUACGUCCGACUGGCAUAACAGGGCGGCCUGAACUUUCUUUUCUGUGUCCUUUAUUCCUAAAGGAAGCCGCCCUUGCCAAUAGUCUUGUUUUUCUUCGGACCUUCUCUCUAUCUAAUCCUUUCCCUUCUUUCUUUCUCUCUCUGUCUCUCACUCUACCAGUAUACACACUAGCUAGCGCUACAGUCCCUUUAAAAAAAGAAGAGUAGCGAUUGCCGCGCCACCUCAACCUCAAAUAAACUUGGCAGAGAAAUUGGAAAAUCUGCGAAUCAUACUUUUCCCGCCUUUAGCCGGUAGUUUCGGGAAAAUAUGUACUAAACGUACUAAAGAAAGAAAAAUAUCCAUUCGUAUCAUAUAAAGUAUAAAUCUGCAGCUGAUUUCCAGACCAAGUAUAUUCCGACAAGGCCCGCCGGCAUGUUUAUAGCACGCAGUUAAACGUGUAUAAAAGUGGGGAUAUACGAGCGGAAUAGUUAAUUGAUUCGCCUUUUUUUCCUACCGAUCCUUUUUUAACAGCUUGUACUAUUUUUAUAUAAAUAUCAUAUAAAAUAUUAUAAAGAACCGGCCUAACUUUGCUUUGCAUUACAGGCUCUGUGCCAAAAUAUCAACAAGGAAAAAAGUAUGCACUUGGGCCUAUGGUCGCCAUUUCUGCUAAUCGUUCUAGCGUUUUUAAGAACCUAUUAAGAGGAACCGUGGUGCGACACUUGAUAACGAUUGCCAGUAGGAAAAGGCGGGCACUUUGCCAAGUGGAAGAACAAAGAAAAAAGGCGGCAAAGGAACGAAUAAUCUGCAGAUGGCGCGAUCGUUGUUUGUUGUAGCCGAAGACGGGGUUAGCUGCCCUGUUGAACAAUGAACGCUACGCGAUUCGAUUUACAACUUAUCUUUUUUGAGAUAAAGGGAAAGUAAUGACAACCAGAUGUACCACGAAUGAUCAUUCAGCAUCGACGCAAAGACCUGUUAGGAGAGAUCAAGUUCUGGCUAAUCAACCACCCAUUACUAGGGCUAGAUAUUUGAAUAUUAUGGAGUCUUCACGUCCUGGCAGGAGAACAACUGCCCGAUCUGCAAGUGAGAAUCAAUCAAGAGUUAGAAUAGCUUCAAAUUCGACAAGUCGACGAGAACGAAAUGGAGAAUCGACAAAUCGUGUCACCGCUAGGCAACAAUCAGACAAUCCUGUUAUCCUUGACGUUCAAAUAGCUCAAAGUUCUCUGGAAAGGCAUCAGCACAUCCUUAGAGACGCCAUCUUACAAAAUACUCUCAGUGUUUCCGUUACCCCUAGUCCCGCAUCGAACUCGGUUGUUCCGAAUUUAGCCAAUACUUCCGUCAACAUUAAUCAAACGACUGUCACCGAACCGACAGAUACUUUGCCAGAUAUUAUAAGUUCUAACUCCAUGCGACGACCAUCAAUAUCAAUUGUCCAUUCGUCGAGGACCGAUGAUAAUCAGAACUUAGAGCGAGAUUGCUCGGAAUGCUGCUUCUCAUGUGUUACACUGGCAACUAGUCUGCGUUGGGUUUUAAUAGGUUUGGCAAUGUUUGGUGUUUGUUGUGUGGCGGCGGGAAUUGUCCUAGGAAGUCUUCAUGUGACUCUAAAGGAACAAAGUUUUCUAACACUAUCUCUAAUGUUUAUAGGCCUAGGAAUAUUAUUGGUUAUUAUUGUUGGUUUUGGUUGGAGGUGUUCAACAAAUAGAGAAGAGCCUUGCCACGCGCUAUUCGGAUUAGGGGAUUAUGCAACCCCUGGUGGUCGCAGACGAAGGAUGACCAGUAGGCCUGAAAGAAAUCGUGGAGGCGGUAGUUUGCCCUCUAGGAGGCCUCAUUUAGCACCGCCUACAUACGAACAAUCCCAGCUAGAUCACAUAGUUACUCAGAUCCGCCUAGGGCAAACAGACCAAAGUCUCCCGUCGACGGCUCCACCUAGCUAUAGGUCUAGAGUUUCGACUAGGCCACAAAUAGUCACCAAUCGAUCGAAUCCACCCAGUUAUAGGUCAAGACAAAGUACAAUUGAACGACCUUCCAUCUUUACGACGACAACUGAUGAGGCCCUUCGUCAGUUAGAUGUUGUUAUCGCAAGUCACGGCGUGCCAGAUACGGCUUUGUAAAUAAAAGGCCGAAAUAACAGCAUUUUAUUUUAUGAUUUACAUAAUCUCUCUUCUUCCAAGUUUUAUAUGCAUAGAUCAUAUAUUCAGUAUUAUUUUCAGUUUUUUUUUCUCUGUUUUAAACCUUAGUUCAAUAAAAUAACAACAGAUGGCGCUUUAACAAAAGAACGACAUCUGUUGAAAAAGUUCCUAUACUCAUAUAACGUAGUCAAGUUUGUAGAUUGUACAUAAAGAGAGCGGCGUCGCGCUUCUUACUCUUUCAACUUUCCUUCUCGAGUGACGUCCGUCUAAUAAGCAUAAUGGAAUUGAGUGGGUGACGAGUGUUUGCGUCGGCUUCCUAUGUCUAUAUUGUCUAUGUACGACUAUUAUAUAUUAGAUGCAUUAUCCACUGUUCAAAGGGAUAUACUGAGGAUAUAUAAAUAUAUGUAUAGAUAUAUAUAUAUAUAAGCA